Leptonychotes weddellii (Weddell seal) is the source of this 3273-nucleotide messenger RNA. Lineage: Eukaryota; Metazoa; Chordata; Mammalia; Carnivora; Phocidae. The record is from RefSeq and is a predicted model, not a curated record.
GCCAGUGGGAGCAGAGAAGGCUGGGCCCACUUGCCACUGGGGGGUUCCUGCUUAGUAGGACCCAGCCUGUAGGCUGAUGCAAGACCCCAACAAGGUUGCAUUUCUGAACGUGCUGUGUGAACUGUGAACACAACAGAGGGGUGAUAACCCACCAGCCUAGACGGGUUUGCUGCAGAGCCUGGCUGCCUCCGAGCCCUGGGAAAGCCACCGAUGGGGGCCCCUUCCCACCUGUUCCCCUACCCGUAGGCCUCAGGGAAAGCUUGAGUUUGAACCUACUGGGCAAAAGGGGGUACCUUUAGGUUGGGGUUUGAGAAGGUGGCUUUGCAUCGUUGUUUUAUCCUUAGUUCAGUGUUUCCCAAGGGCAGUGCCUGGCGCGGGCCAGGCACCAAGCGUGUUGAUGAUCCUUCAACAGGACGAUGCAUCUGUGGAGACCCAGGCGCAGGUGGGCCUGGGGACAUCAGUCUGGCAUCAGGUCAGAAGUGCAUCUCCAGAUUCCAGCAGCUCCCAGUGCCAGUGCAGGGGCAGUGUGAGCCCAUGUGGCAACCAAGCUUCCGACCCCCCGCUCCACGCACAUGCGGUGGCUGAGUGGUGCGGGGUGCCGUCCGAGGCAGACACGGGCUAGGCAGCCCGCAGUGGAUGAGCAGAGCAAAGCGAGUCUCCGCCUGACCUCGUGUCCAGACUUGAGUGGGGCCCUGAAGGACAGUAAGGCCAGAUGGGGCAGGAGCUCAGGAGUAUUUACAGAGCUGACCCUGGGUGUCAGCCCUGUGGGAGCAUCCCUGCGGCUCUUACGGUGGUCCACUUUAUGGAGGAAUAACUCGCCAAAGCAUGUGCUUUCUUAUCUUUCUCCUCUUAAAGCCGUGAGGCAGGUGUCCUCACCCCACUGGGAGCAACCAACUUGCAGGGGCGGAGCCAAGGGGGCAGACGUUUCCUGCUGUGCCUCUUGGGACCACCAGGCACUGUGGCCAGGGUGUCAGUGGGGGUCCUGGCCGGAAGACAGCAGGUUCUCUGAUGUGGUCACUGCGCUCCGGCUAAGCAGCUGAUUCCAGUGUGGCCUGGUCAGGACCGCGCAGACCACCCUCCAUGUCUGCUUCUGUGUUCUGUCUGCAUGAGUUUCCCUUUCUGAUUAGAAACCUUCACAUCUGUACUGGAACUGUAAGAUCAGCACCUGUUCCUCCAUUCGAGGAGAAAAGUACAAAUGUUUUAAAGAUGCAAAUUAUUUAGCCUCUAAACUACAGUCGGCAAUUCUCUCAAAAGAACAAAUACUGCUGCGCCCAGAACAUGAGUUCUUCACAAAGAUUGUUCUCUUUUUACCGAGCUUGAGUGUCAGCUAGUCCACUGUUUGGGCUGAAUAAGUCCAAGUUUCGGGUCAGCUGCGGGGACCCCCACUUGCUGCACCGGCAGCUGAAAACCAAGGGUGGCAGUCCUGUGAGGAGCUGGGAGCAGAAGGUUCCUUGAAUUAAACCUGCCUUUUAAAAUGCGAGUUCCUGUCCCAAAGGGGUGAGUGGGGGGGUUCCGUCCGUGCCCACCUGCUUGGGCACCUGUAUGAGGGGUCUUUCCCCACAGAUGCCCUCCAGGCCAUCACAGAGGUGACCUCCACACUCCAGCACAGCCUCGCUCGGCUGGAAAACCUCCAGAAACUCACAGAGCUGCAGCGCGACUUGGUUGGCGUAGAGAAUCUCAUCACUCCCGGCAGGGAGUUUAUCCGCGAGGGCUGCCUUCACAAGCUCACCAAGAAGGGCCUGCAGCAGAGGAUGUUCUUUCUGUUCUCAGACAUGCUGCUGUACUCAAGCCAAGGUGUCACGGGCACCAGCCACUUCCGGAUCCGGGGCCUCCUUCCCCUCCGUGGCAUGCUGCUAAUAGUGCUGGACCCACCGGUGAGUAGUUGGGUGCCCUGUGGCCCACAGCUCAGCCACCUGGGUGGCAGGUGCCAUGGCGUGGGGAUCCUCGUGCCUCCUGUAGCCCCUCGUAGUCCGCGUAGACUCGCACAGGGCUUCCGCGGCACUGUGUUGGGCUGCAAGCAUGGGGCCCGCCCGCCCUGCGCUAGCUCCAGACGUUUGCCUCUCCUCCCGCCACAGGUUGAAGAAGGCGAGCCCGAACGCUCUGUUCCGCACUGUUUCACCAUUUGUGCCGCACAGAAAACGGUCGUGGUGGCAGCCAGCACUCGCCUGGAAAAGGAGAAGUGGCUGUGUGACCUGAACACCGCCAUCGAUGCGGCCAAGGGCGGGAGUGACCAAUCCCUGGCGCUGCCGGGCAGCGUGGUGUGCGCUCCUCCCUACAGAUCCUCUGAGGAGGUCGCUCUGGAGCAGGAGUCCGAAGGGGCCCUGGAGGGGCAGGGCCAGCACCGGGCCAACACCACAGUGCACGUGUGCUGGCACCGCAACGCCAGCGUCUCCAGAGCCGACCACAGCGCGGCUGUCGAGAAUCAGCUUUCAGGGUAUCUGCUGAGAAAAUUCAAGAAUAGUAACGGCUGGCAGAAGCUCUGGGUGGUCUUUACCAAUUUCUGUUUGUUCUUCUACAAAACUCAUCAGGACGACUACCCCCUGGCCAGCCUCCCGCUGCUGGGCUACAGCGUGAGUGUCCCCAAGGAGGCUGAUGGCGUCCACAAGCAGCACGUCUUCAAGCUCCAGUUCAAAUCCCACGUCUACUUCUUCCGAGCUGAGAGCAAGUACACAUUUGGGAGGUGGAUGGAGGUGAUCGAGAGAGCCGGCAGCUCGCCUGGGAGGGCCAGGCGUCCCGAGGAAGAGGCAUGAAGCCCAUCCUGCCCGACGAGGACAGAGCCGAGGAAGCAGAGCUGGCACCUGCUGAGGCCUGCCCUAGAACAGGACCCUGCGACACGUGCUGCACACAGGCCCAGCAGAAGCCACUGUGGUGCCCGCCCCGCAGACCUCUGAAGAAGGGGAAACCAAAGUUCCCCCGAGGGCCUCUAAUUUAUUAGUUCCCAGUGUUACCUAACAAAUUGGAAGUGAACGGACACGAGCUCUGUUCAUUCGUGCUAACGUGCUUGCGGAUGCCAGAUAAAGGGCUUCUCCCCGCACCCUGCGUGCCGCCCUGCCCUCUGCCAGCGGCCCCGCGGUCCCCAUGUGCCGGGACAAGGACUCAGAAGCCAGGAACCGGGCCCCACCCACCACCAGCAUCUCUCCAAUUCAGGUCUUUAUUCAAAGUGGCAGGAGCUUCUCCAUGUUCUAUGAAAACUAACACCUUAACUUCAGAACAUUUAGGGAAGCGAGGAAGUUCAUUUUCUUUAAAAAAAAAACAAACAAAAAAACAAAACCA